AUGAAUGAAAAUGGAGGAGUGGUCACAUGCCCCCGCCUCCCCUAUGCCCUCAAGGGCCUCUCAGAUGGCAGGUUCAAAGACAUCGACGUCGUCCUCGUCCAAGCUGCCAAGGUCGCCAAGUGCGGCUUCGACUUCCGCAGCAUCAUCGAGUCCGAUCUCCGCAUCCCCGUCGUCUACUGUGAGUACAUACCGGUACCUACUCCAUUGCAAUGCAUCGGAUCGUGCAUGCAGAAGUUUGAUGGUUUGGUUUGGUGGUUGCAAGCAGACCUCGCGCCGGAUCACAAGGCCACCGGCGAUGAGGCAGACCAGCUGCUCCACACGCUGCAGGAGGCGACCUACAUCAUCAAGAAGCCGUUUGACGACGGCAAAGAACUAGGAUCCACCCUCCCCAUGGUCAUCGCGUGGCGCAAGUGCGUCCUGGAGUCCCAGGCGAAAAGGGCGGUCGAUGACGCCGUCGAGGCAGCUUCAGCUUUGCCCGGCUCUAGCUCUACCAACAAUGUUGACGAAAAAGGCGAGAACGAAGAAGAAGGGCGAGUCCAUUUCAAGGUCGUCAAGAGCACCGUGAGAAAUCGGAAGAGGAAGAGCGGCAGUGGCUGCGACCCUAGUGCCUCCUCCUCCUCCUUGGCCGCCACCGGCGGCGGCGGCGCAGGAGGCGACCCCGCAGCAGCCAAGAGGCAGGAGCACCUGAACGUGGCAGCAGCAAGGCAGGAAAAGGACAACAUGCCUAGCCAGCAGCAGUCUGUGGUGCAGCAAGACAUGGUCGCACCACCAGUCGGCAAUCAUUUCACAGGCCUGAUGACUGGAGGUGGUGACAUGACUGUCGGAGCUUCCUCGUCUAUAGCCGCCGAUGCUUCACUUCUUCAACCUUCAGACCGUAGCUCACAACAAUUUGACCAAGACAUGAUUGCAACCAUGCUGGCCGUGUACGCCAGCCCGGAUUACCCACCUGUGGAGCCCCAGCAGCAUCACGUUGAUGAAGCAGGCGAAGCAACAAACGAGGCAGCAAUGGCAUUGGCAUCGCUGUACAUGGACAACUUCAUCAGCUACGACACCGUUGGAUCACUCAUCGCGCCUCAUGAUCGUCAGGUACUUGGCAUGGACUCCAAUGUGAACGAGCUGACAAUGGCAGGAGGCGGCGGAGCAUUUGACAGCAAUGCUGCAUCGUUCAUGGAUCUCGGCGUGGCGGCACCGCCAAACGAUGAUAAGCUACUGUCACCCGGAGCACAGGACAACGACGACGACGAUGACUACAUCUUUAGAUCGCUCAUGGGGUCGCAAGGCCCAGCUGACAUGGCGGUGGAUGGGAACGCUGGCCUCAUGGCAGGAAUGUUCCCUUAUGAUGAUCAGUUUGAGGAUGACACACCGUUCCCUCUUGAAGCACUUCUUGAAGAGACUGAAGCUGACAUGGGCAACAAUGCCGAUCAAGAUGACCAGCUGCAGGGUGGCGCAUCUGGCGCCGGGGCUGCCGCCGCCGCCGAUGUUGCAGGGACAACCUCGCUUGUCAACGGGGAAGGUGGUGGCAUGAUGAGUGUCUGGGACAUGGGUGCUACUGCUACUGAUGGCGCCAAAGAGCUGCAAGCUGCCAUGUACAACAACGCCGAUCAAGACGACCAGCUGCAGGGUGGAGCAACUGGUGGCGCCAGCGCUGCCAAUGCUGCAGGGACAACCUCGCUUGUCAGCGGGGAAGGUGGUGUGAUGAGUGACUGGGACUGGGACAUGGGUGAUUUCUUCAUGGAUAGCACUGGGGAUUUCAUGUUCCCGCACCCACACUACAUGGACAGCCCCAAGUAG
Sorghum bicolor (sorghum) is the source of this 1791-nucleotide messenger RNA. Its product is annotated as two-component response regulator ORR33. The coding region runs from base 1 to 1791 and encodes 596 amino acids. The transcript has 4 exons. Lineage: Eukaryota; Viridiplantae; Streptophyta; Magnoliopsida; Poales; Poaceae. The record is from RefSeq and is a predicted model, not a curated record.